CUUGCCUUCCCUCUCUCCUGUCUGACAUCCCAUCCCCAUCCCGUUCUCGAUUACUCUCUCCGUCGGAGGAAGUCUUUAUCGCCGAAGAACGUUUGAUCUCCGAUCCAUCAAUCUCUCCGAACAGAAAAAAUGAACGAUGCAGACGUCUCGAAGCAGAUCCAGCAGAUGGUGAGGUUCAUCCGCCAAGAGGCGGAGGAGAAAGCCAACGAGAUCUCUGUCUCGGCAGAGGAGGAAUUCAACAUUGAGAAGCUGCAGUUGGUUGAAGCUGAAAAGAAGAAGAUCAGACAAGAAUACGAGCGAAAAGAGAAGCAAGUCGAAGUUCGGAAGAAAAUUGAGUACUCUAUGCAGCUCAAUGCUUCUCGUAUCAAAGUUCUUCAGGCUCAGGACGACUUGGUUAACUCCAUGAAGGAGGCAGCAUCAAAGGAGCUCCUACAAGUGAGCCAUGAUCACCAUGUCUACAAAACGCUUCUGAAAGAUCUUAUUGUUCAGAGUUUGCUCCGACUGAAAGAACCUGCUGUUUUGUUGCGCUGCCGGAAGGAUGAUCUACAUUUAGUAGAAUCUAUUUUGCAAUCAGCGAAGACGGAGUAUGCAGAGAAAGCAAAAGUUCACCAACCUGAGAUAAUAAUUGAUCAUCAUGUUUACCUGCCACCUGCACCUAGCCAUCAUAAUGCUCAUGGCCCUUUCUGCUCUGGAGGUGUGGUGUUGGCUUCUCGAGAUGGGAAGAUUGUUUGUGAAAACACCCUUGAUGCAAGGUUGGAUGUUGUGUUCCGUAAAAAACUGCCAGAGAUCCGAAAGUGUCUUUUUGGUCAGGCUGCUGCUUGAUAAGUUGGAUUACUUUCAUAUAGUCACUCCUUGUUAAUUCAAGAUUGGUUGUUUAAUGAUUCUCCAUCAACAAUAAAAAUGAACUUCUCAAUUUUCAUUCCUGGGAGUUCUUGUUUUAAUAAUUUAUUUCAUUUGAAAAGACUUAAUUGCAUUGUAGCUCAAUACAUUGUUCAAGAUGUCGUAAAUACUCGAGUUGUCAAUAUAGUUAAUAUUAAAAUAAA
This is a messenger RNA of Nelumbo nucifera (sacred lotus), 1043 nucleotides long. RefSeq names its product V-type proton ATPase subunit E. Gene Ontology annotation, cellular component: proton-transporting two-sector ATPase complex, catalytic domain. Gene Ontology annotation, molecular function: proton-transporting ATPase activity, rotational mechanism. NCBI's taxonomy places the organism in Eukaryota, Viridiplantae, Streptophyta, Magnoliopsida, Proteales, Nelumbonaceae. The record is from RefSeq and is a predicted model, not a curated record. Gene Ontology annotation, biological process: proton transmembrane transport.